AUGGCCUCCCCAUCGCAGCCCCUCAACAUACGCGGCCGUCGCGCUGCCCAGGGCAACAAUGAAGGGCCCACCAACGAUCCCGACACCGUCUCGACGUCUUUCCAGGGCACCCCGAACUUCGGUACCCCGGAUCUUCGUGCGGCGCUGAGGGCGCAGUACACUGGCACGCCACCACCACCGAAUAUCCCUCUUCGAGGAACACCAUCGAACAGGCCUGCAGCAACCGCGUCGGCGCCCUCACUCGUGCCGGGAGAGGCGUCUCCUCGUCGGUCUCCGCCCGCUGUGAGCGGACUGUCGGCGACACGUGCACCUGCAUCCGACUCGGCCGUUGUCGUAGGGCCCGUCCCAGCACCGACGAUACCUCCAGUGCCUCCAUUACCGGGAGUGACGCCCCCAGUACCUGCGGCCAUCGAUUUGGACGAUCUGCCCGUGGAGGAGAAGGCGCGUGUUCUGGGCCGACACCUCGUGCCGAAGGAGCAACGAAUAAAGUCGACUGCUCCGUCUGUGAAAGAGGGGCAGUCUGGGUCGGGUUCUGGGUCGGAUGCGGGUGACUCGCGUUCGCGCCGGUCCUCGUCUGGCGGAGGUGCGGGGACGAGUACGCCCCAGCAGCAACAGAAGGCGAGGGAGGAUUCAGAACCGUUCCCCAUCCCAUACGACGCGCAUGGCGCGGAUGUUACACACGACAUAUACAAGUGGCACACCGACCAGCGGCGCCAGGCUGCCCGCGUCCGCUCAGCUUCCUUCGCCGGCCCGAGUAAUGCCCCACAUCCUGCCUUUGAACACAUCCAUGAACCGGGCGGCUUUAGGAGGAACUACGUGAAGUUGCGUGCGAACGAGCAGGGUGCUGAGGAGCCGGAGAUGCUCAAUAACUUUAUCGACUUUUUGUUGUUGUUUGGACACUUUGCCGGUGAAGACCUCGAAGAAGAUGAAGACGAUGACAAGGACGAGGACGAGGAGGCAGCCGAGACGGAGGCACUGUUAGCUGCUCCUGAGGUUGACGAAGCGACCCCAUUGCUGAGCGCAAGCGUCUCUUCACUAUCGCGUGCACGUUCGAGGAGCAGACGACGAAGGAAUUCAGUCGCUACCCAAGGAACAGCGACCGUGACUCAGGCAGUAUUAAUGUUGCUGAAGUCCUUCGUUGGUACUGGUGUGCUAUUCCUGGGCAAAGCGUUCUAUAAUGGCGGCCUUCUAUUCUCUUCCUUAACCUUCACAUUCAUCGCCUUCAUUUCGCUGUAUUCUUUCCUACUAUUGGUCAAGACAAAGUUUGUCGUGUCUGGAAGCUUUGGAGACAUUGGCGGGGCGCUGUACGGCCCGUGGAUGCGUUACACCAUCCUUGGUUCCAUCGUCGUUUCUCAGCUCGGCUUCGUGGCAGCAUACACGAUCUUCGUCGCGGAGAACCUGCAGGCCUUUGUCAUUGGUGUGACGAACUGCGCCAAACUUAUCCCAGUGGAGUACUUCAUCGUCGCCGAGCUCAUCGUCUUCCUCCCACUCGCCCUCGUCCGAGACCUCGCGAAGCUCAGCUCGACGGCGCUCAUCGCGGACGGCUUUAUCCUUGCGGGUUUGCUGUACAUUUUUGGCAGCGAGUUCUCGAUCCUGGCACAGAAGGGUAUCGCGGAUGUCAAGAUGUUCAACCCCAGGGACUUCCCGUUGUUUAUUGGGACGGCGGUGUUCUCAUUCGAGGGUAUUGGUCUGGUCAUCCCUAUCACUGAUGCGAUGCGCGAGCCUCACAAGUUCCCUCGGGCACUGACCGGCGUGAUGAUCUUCCUCCUCUUGCUUUUCGGCGGCUCCGGUAUUCUCGCGUACCUCACCUUCGGCUCUCAAAUCCAAACCGUCGUUCUCGUGAACCUCGACUCAACCUCGAAGAUGGUGCAGUCCGUACAGUUCUUGUACGCACUCGCGAUCAUGCUCUCCGUGCCGCUCCAACUCUUCCCGGCUGUCCGUAUCCUCGAGAAUGGCCUGUUCACACGGAGCGGCAAAGCGGAUACCCGCGUCAAGUGGACGAAGAAUGCUUUUAGAUGGGCGAUGGUCCUCUGCUGUACGGUUGUGAGCUGGGUUGGCGCGAAGGAUUUGGAUAAGUUCGUAGCAUUCGUUGGGUGCUUCGCUUGCGUGCCCUUGUGCUACGUCUACCCAGCCAUGUUGCACUACAAGGCGUGCUCGAGGACGCGUAGGCAGAAACUGGCCGAUAUUGCUAUGAUCGUCUUUGGCAUGGUCGCUUUCGUGUACACCUCCGUCCAAACUCUGAGGUUGAUGAUUGAGCCUUCCGCGCCUGCUGACUCGCCUCUUGGAUAUUGCGAUGGCGGCAGGACGUAG
This is a messenger RNA of Cyclocybe aegerita, 2310 nucleotides long. NCBI's taxonomy places the organism in Eukaryota, Fungi, Basidiomycota, Agaricomycetes, Agaricales, Hemipholiotaceae. The record is from the annotation of a GenBank genome assembly.